Molecule: messenger RNA, 1450 nt
Organism: Wallemia mellicola CBS 633.66
Lineage: Eukaryota; Fungi; Basidiomycota; Wallemiomycetes; Wallemiales; Wallemiaceae
Product: DnaJ-domain-containing protein
Exons: 2
Coding region: 36-1412 (458 amino acids)
Biological process (GO): 'de novo' cotranslational protein folding; regulation of translational fidelity
Cellular component (GO): cytosol
Molecular function (GO): ribosome binding; Hsp70 protein binding
Source: RefSeq, a predicted model, not a curated record
GCAUAAUCUUCUCUCUUGAAAAUCUACAGUGAAGAAUGUCAGCAGUGACACAACCAAUUACACAGCUUGAAAUCAGUUUACCAGUUGCCAGCACUUCUUCAGAAGGUGCUAAGAGUUUGUCAAAGCCAGUAACCCGCAAGCUCGUCCCAGUCGGUGGUGCCUACGCUGCACACGCUAGUCGUCAAGCCAAUGGAAGAUCAUUCGAUGAGGAUGAUGCACUCAUUAGAGCUGAAAAUGAAAAGCGUGCUGAGGAAGAACGUAGAAACCAGCCAGAGGAUGACGGCGUUGGUGAAGAACCAGAAUCUAAAGAAUUACUUGCUUCAGAUCCAAAGAACUACAAGGCACUCGAUAUGUACGCCAUUCUCGGUCUUUCAAACCUCCGUUACAAGGCUACACCAGACCAAAUUCGUCUUGCACACAAGAAGAAAAUCCUCAGACACCACCCAGAUAAGAAAGCUGGUAGAGGUGGUGAUGCCAACGAUGAUUCAUUCUUCAAGUGUGUCGCUAAAGCUUUAGAAAUCCUCGACAACCCAGAAAGACGUCGUCAAUUUGACUCAAUUGAUGAAUCUAUCGAUGAUAAGAUUCCAGAUGUUAAGUUCAAGGGUGAUUUCUUUGCAGUUUAUGGUCCAGUUUUCGAUCGUGAAGCAAGAUUUUCAGAUGGUGUACACCCAGAUCAAGUACCAAGACUCGGCGGAGCAGAUGCCCCAAGAGACCAAGUUGAAGAGUUCUACAACGCCUGGUAUAACUUCAAUUCAUGGCGUUCAUUUGAAUGGUAUGACAAGGAAGUCAACGAGGGAUCAGAAAACCGUGAUGACAAGCGUUACACUGAGAAGAAGAACAAGUCUGACAGAGCACAAAGAAAGAAGGAAGACAAUGCUAGAGUCAGAACCUUGGUUGACAACGCAUUGGCUGCUGACCCUCGUAUGAAGAAGUUCAGACAAGAGGACAAGGCAGCACGUGAAGCCAAGAAGAACAAGGCUAAAGGUAUUGUUUCUGAUCCAAAGAAGGCCCAAGAAGAGGCCGCCCUAAAGGCUGCUCAAGAAGCUGCUGCUAAGGAGGAGCAAGCAAAGAAGGAUGCUGAGAACAAGGCAUCAAAAGCAACGGACAAGAAGGCAAAGGAAGCCGCUAGAAAGAACCUCAGUAAGGCUAAGAAGGCUAUUAAACAGAUUGUCACCGACGCAAACUACUUCCAAGCUCCUGGAUCAACUGCUUCUGCCAACGUCAUUGAGAACCAACUCAACGAGUUGGACUUGAUUGCUAAUGGCCUUGAGCCUGAAGAAACCAGUGAACUUAAGAAGACACUCGACGCCACUAAAGAUAAUGAAGCUAAACGCGCCGCUAUCACCAAUGCUGCUAAGAAAUUGGUAGAAGUUGGCAAAGUAGAAAACGGACGCUUCCAACAAUACAUUUAAGAUAUUUUUGUUUCGAUAUGAAUAUUAUUACUUCUUUU